AUGCCUCAGCUGAAGUCUUCUAAGGACCAAGGUUAUUAUGAGCACCAGUAUCACACUGGUCAACAAGGAUGGAUUAGGACAGGUGAUGGCCGCGAAGGCGCGUCUUCAAAUGCCAACGGGGACAUCGGUCUGAGAGGGAUCAACAUCAGGUACACCAAGACUGAAGCCCAUUUCAGCGGCUCUUUUGCUCGAGACUCGGACGAGGAGUUGAUGAGAGGUACUGGUAUCAUGCGAACAACCAACUUCAAGGUCACACACGAUGACGAUGACCCACGGAGUGUGGCACAAUAA
This is a messenger RNA of Colletotrichum lupini, 291 nucleotides long. RefSeq lists its product as uncharacterized. The record is from RefSeq and is a predicted model, not a curated record. Bases 1 to 291 code for a protein of 96 amino acids. The transcript has a single exon. NCBI's taxonomy places the organism in Eukaryota, Fungi, Ascomycota, Sordariomycetes, Glomerellales, Glomerellaceae.